AACAGAGAAAGAGAACAUAGAGCAAAAUUACACGAUGGAGGACUUGAACAGUUCAACGCCGUGCCCUUACACCGUGACGAUUCGCCGGAACCCCCAUCGGAAAGCUCGCAACACGCCGAAAUACACUCCACAGAACUUCAACUUGCGCGAAAUUCCACCAUUUCCCAACGACGACGUUUUGUUCGCUGCGCAGAACAUGCCAGAGGUUCCCUCGGCGGCAUCCAUAGAAAACAAGCAAGAAAACGAUAACCUCAGAGUUUUCCUCAGAAUCCGACCCCUCCCUACCGAGUCGCCAAGUCGAGCUCCGCACGAGAGAGGAAAGAGCGUGUGGCCUCAGAAUCCAAUGAAGAAGAGCAGCGCCGCUGCAGCAGCAGCAUCCAAAACCUCGAAGAAGAAGAAGAGCUCCGAUACUUCGUGCAUAUUGGUGAACGAUUCACAGUCAGUGACGUUAUCUCCCCCUUUGGAUUUGCAGGAUUCGAAGCGAAUCAAAUCGGAGACGUACAGAGGUUUCUCUCAUGUUUUCUCUUCUGAUUCUUCUCAGUUUGAAGUGUAUGAGAGAAUGGUGAAACCUAUGGUGGAUGCGUUUCUUGAGGGUGAAAGUGGAAUGGUGGCUGCGCUGGGGCCUAGUGGAUCCGGCAAGACACACACUGUGUUUGGGAGCCCAAGGGAUCCUGGAAUGGUGCCCCUGGUCCUCCGCCAUAUUUUCAAGGAGACUCUGUCAGAGGCCAAAAACUCACCUAGAUCCUUUUAUAUCUCAAUAUUUGAGAUAUGUACGGAACGCGGCAAAUCAGAGAAGCUUUAUGAUUUAUUACCAGAUGGUGGUGAACUGAGCAUGCGACAAUCGGCCAUUAAAGGACUGCAAGAGGUUCUCAUCUCCAAUACUGAACAGGCAGAAUCUUUAAUAGCACAAGCAGUUGCAAAACGUGCAACUGCAAUGACAAAAACAAACAGUCAGUCAAGCCGGUCACAAUGCAUCAUUAACAUUCGUGAUGUUCCCGUAAUGUGUGAGGGAGUGUUGAAUCCCAAGUCAGAUAGUGUUGUUUUGUCUAUCAUUGACCUUGCUGGAGCAGAAAGAGAAAAGAGAACUGGGAAUCAGGGGACAAGGUUGCUUGAAAGCAAUUUCAUCAACAACACGCUAAUGGUGUUUGGCUUAUGCUUGAGAUCUUUGUUGGAGCACCAAAAAAAUCCCAAGAAGCCAUUGCAAAAGCACUUCCAGAAUUCAAUGUUGACUAGGUACAUGCGAGAUUAUUUGGUUGGGAAGAAGCGGAUGACUUUGCUUUUAACAGCAAAGUCAGGAGUUGAAGAUUAUCUGGAUACUUCGCACCUGUUGAGACAAGCUUCUCCAUAUAUGCAAAUCAAGUACAAUGAAGCUGAACAACCAAAUAUGGCUCCCAAAAAGAGGCAUCACCAAGCAUCAUCUACUAUGGAUUGGGCAAAACCAUCACCAAUAAUAAGAGUAGAACACCGAAAGAAAAUGAAACUUGACACUAGUGAAGAUGCUGUACAGAAUGAUGGAACAACCAUUGAUGAAUCAAACACUUCUAAAAAAGCAGACGGUUCAACAUUGUGCAAAUUAGAUGCAAGCCAUCCUGUUUCUUUCGACUUAAAGUGUGAUAGCCAGUCCCAGAGGGAAAGAAGCCAUAUUAUAAUGAGGAAUUUUGCUAAAGUUUUAUGGAGUGUGCUGAAAGAAUAUAAUUCCAAAUUGAAGGUUGCAGAGAAGGAAAUACAAAGUCUUAAAGAAUGCAUCGGAUAUGAGAAGGAAAAAGUUUUAGUGCUGGAAACAGAAUUUAACGAGUUUAAGGCUCACUGCACUUGUUGCAAACGAGGGAAGGAAUCAACAAAGCCUAAACUUGUAGAAUCAGAUGAAGAACCUCCACCUACUUGUUCCCAGUUGGAUUUUGAAAAAUCAAACCGGGAAGUUUUGAACUCCUUGUCAAAGAACCAGAAUUCAUUUGAGGUUGAGGCUGUGGACAAUAUAUCAAGUGAUACAUCUUGUGCACCACCAUCAAAUGUGUCUAGAGUUGAUCAAGGAGAUGUACCCGAGCUUAGUACAUCCUUUACACAUUCAGAUUCUGAGAACUCAGAACUGUGCUGCUAUGAUGCUGUGACAGUUGACGAGGCUGCGAGCAAGAUAUUGAAUGAAUCAUCUGAGCUUAAAAUUGUUGAGUCAAAUGGGGAGCCUAUGCUUGGUGCUUGUACACGGUCAGAUUCUAAAAAAUCAAACACUAGUGAUGAAAUAGAUGGAAAGCCUGUACAUGGUUUUUCUUGGGCACAACCAGACUCUGAAGAGUUCGAUAGAAAGUCUAUGGAUGGUGCUUCAUGCACACAGUCAGAUUCUGAAAAAUCAGAUAAAACUAAUGAUUCAGAUGUAAAGUCUAUGCAUGGUGCUUCUUGUACACUACCAGACUCUGACGAAUCAGAUGGAAAAUCUACGCAUGGUGCUUCUUGUACACUACCAGAUUCUGAUAAAUCAGAUGGAAAGUCUACGCAUGGUGCUUCAUGUACACAAUCAGAUUCUGAAAAAUCAGAUAAAACUGAUGAUUUAGAUGCAAAGUCUAUGCAUGGUGCUUCUUGUACACUACCAGAUUCUGACAAAUCAGAUGGAAAAUCUACGCAUGGUGCUUCUUGUACACUACCAGAUUCUGACAAAUCAGAUGGAAAGUCUACGCAUGGUGCUUCAUGUGCACAAUCAGAUUCUGAAAAAUCAGAUAAAACUAAUGAUUCAGAUGCAAAGUCUAUGCAUGGUGCUUCUUGUACACUACCAGAUUCUGACGAAUCAGAUGGAAAGUCUACGCAUGGUGCUUCAUGUACACAAUCAAAUUCAGAAAAAUCAGAUAAAAUUGAGGAGUCAGAUGGAAAGCCUAUGUCUGGCGCUCCUUGUAUACAAGCAGAUUCUGAGAAAUCAGAUCGGGAAGUCCAGGCCUCCUCGUCAAAACCCGGGCAUCAUAUUGGUUUGGAGGUGGAGGAUGCAAUCAAGAAAUCAUGUGGAUCGUUGGCAUCUUCAUCGUUAAUCAAAGACGUGGUUUUGGAUUCAUCUUCUCCCGAAGGUAUUUCAUCUAGUACACGUGACCUUGUGGGAGAUCCACGUGGUGAGAUAGGAAUCAAUAACUCCUGCAAACCUCUGAGACCGAAAAGAACACUUAUGCCCAAGUCAUCCAUGUUAUCAAGGGACUUUACCUUUGAUAUUGACGAGAGCGAGAAAUUUAAGGGGACAAGAAAGUUAGCUGCAAUUGAUCAGAAAAUAUCAAAUGGUAGCAUCACUCUUCUGCGCUUGCUUAAAGCUAAUAACAACCCUCAUCUGUAGCGUGACCACUAAAGAGCUAAAGGAAGUCAAUGCAGUAGGAACUAAAUUCUGCAACCUUCAUCACUUUUAAUACUCAUUAAACGGUAGGAUGUGUUUUUUGGGGGAAGGUUAUAAAUAUCUGUGCCCUGCUUGUACAAUAGGCGUUUGGGCUCUUUCCCACAAUUAAGCCUUUAACUAACAUUGUAAAAAGCUGCCCCGAGAGAGGGACUAAAGUGUGUGUCAAAAAAAAAAAAAAAAGAAUGGAGUGACAAAAGAAAAGAAAAAAUGAAUGUUCUGAUGUUUUUCCCUGGUAUUUGAAUAUUAUGAUUGUCAUUUCAGCACUCAGUCUUACAUUGAACCUUGAGUUAGGUGUAUAAAAGAGUACAAUCUAUUCAUGUUUUCGUAGACAUGUGCAAUACUGACCCAAUGUAUGGUUUCAAUUACAAAUAUUAGUUGGAACUCGCAUCCAUUUGGCUAAAAGCAUUCUUG
Molecule: messenger RNA, 3772 nt
Organism: Arachis stenosperma
Lineage: Eukaryota; Viridiplantae; Streptophyta; Magnoliopsida; Fabales; Fabaceae
Product: kinesin-like protein KIN-6
Exons: 21
Coding region: 35-3304 (1089 amino acids)
Biological process (GO): microtubule-based movement
Cellular component (GO): microtubule; kinesin complex
Molecular function (GO): ATP hydrolysis activity; microtubule motor activity; microtubule binding
Source: RefSeq, a predicted model, not a curated record